UUUUUACUUUUCUGUCCUUAUCUCUCUUUGUUUCUCUGCCAAAUCUAAGAAUAUAAUGCAAAGAACUCAAUUGGGAGAGGGGAAAAAAAGAUGAAGUUUAGAGAUAGCUUGUAAUAGACAACAAUGGGGUAACUUUGGAAUUGAUGCGGCUGGAGAUUUACCAUCACAGCUGCUGGUCAUCAAAAUCCCAUUUCCUAGAUUUUUGUGUGUGUUUUUGUGGAUUAGUGCUUGUUGAUCUCGAAAGCUUGAAUCAAGUCCCCAUUGCACAUCUUUGGAGUGAUCUUGACUGAGCAGGGGCAAGGGAUCCGGAAUAAAGAUAUAUAAGUGCAGAGAUAAUAGAGUAGAUUGUGUUAUUCUGGCCUGGAUCCAUUAUUUGGGGUUUUGUGACUGGUAUAAAGACCAGGCUUUCACAAAGUCGAAACUGAUUGCACUAUUGUUCUUUGCUGGAGUAAUGGCAACUUUGUCACAUUCGGAGUCUAGACGGUUGUAUUCCUGGUGGUGGGACAGCCAUAUUAGCCCUAAGAAUUCUAAAUGGCUUCAGGAUAAUCUUACAGACAUGGAUUCUAAAGUUAAAGCAAUGAUCAAAUUGAUCGAAGAAGACGCGGAUUCGUUUGCAAGAAGAGCAGAAAUGUACUAUAAAAAACGUCCGGAGCUCAUGAAAUUAGUUGAAGAAUUUUAUAGAGCGUACCGUGCAUUAGCAGAGAGGUAUGACCAUGCAACCGGGGAGCUUCGCCAUGCCCAGAAAACCAUGGCUGAAGCCUUUACCAACCAUGUUCCUUUCGUACUGGCUGAUGAAUUACCCUUGGGCUCUUCAGGCCCUGAGGCUGAGCUUUACACACCGGACACACCACACCAAAUUCGUGCGUUCUUUGAUUCAGAUGACUUGCUAAAGAACUCUGGAAUAAACAAAAGGGGUUUAAAGCAGUUGAAUGAGAUAUUCGAGUUCGGAAAAGUGCCUCCAAAAGCCAACAUUGCCGAAGCAAGAAUGAAGGGGGCGAAUGAUGGUGGAGCUGAGGAAAGUGAGCACAGUGGGUUUUCUCAGUUAUCAAUUGAGAAUCAAAAUCUGAAGAACCAAGUUCUUUCCGAGUCUCAAUGUGCAGAUAAAGCUGAAACCGAAGUAGAAUUCUUGAAGAAAACUCUUGCCGAGAUUCAAGCUGAAAAGGAAGACGUCCUUCAGCAGUACCAACAGAGUUUAAAGAAGUCAUCUAGCCUGGAGAGUCAACUUAGUGAGGCACAUACGUAUUCCACGAAUCUUGACGAACAAGCCAGCAAAGCUGAAAUCGAAAUCAAAGUAUUGAAGGAAGCACUAAGUAAAUUGGAUGCUGAGAGAGAUGCCAGUCUUCAUCAGUACAACCAGUGCUUGGAAAGAAUAUCCAGCAUGGAGAAUACUAUUUCCCAAUCCCAAGUGGAUGUGAAAAGGCUUAACGAGAGGGCUUUCAAAGCAGAAAUUGAAGCUCGGAAUCUUAAGAUAGAGCGUUUUAGAUUAGAGGCUGAAAAGGAGGCUGGUCUUCUUCGAUACAAGCAGUGUCUUGAGAUGAUAUCUUCGUUAGAAAAUAAAAUUUCACUUGCUGAAGAAAACGCAGAAAUGCUCAACAUGCAAAUUGAAAGAGCUGAAAGCAAAGUUGAAGCACUAAAAGAUGCUCUUGCAAAGCUGAAAGAAGAGAAAGAUACCGUGGCUCACCGGUAUGAGCAGUGCUUGGAAACAAUUGCCAAGUUGGAGAGCGAACUUUCUUGCGUCCAAGAGGAGUCAAAACGCUUAAACAGUGAGAUUCUAAUCAAUGCUGAAAAAUUGAGGAGUGUGGAAGAGCAGCGUGUUCUUCUGGAGAAAUCGAAUCAAUCUUUACUAGCAGAGGCCGAUAAUCUGGUACAGAAAAUAGCAAUCAAGGAUCGAGAACUUUUGGAGAAGCAACAGGAGUUGGAGAAACUUCAGACAUCACUACAAGACGAGCAUCUAUGGUUUGUGCAAGUCGAAGCUACAUUGCAAACGUUACAAAAGUUGAAUUCGCAAUCUCAAGAGGAGCAGAGAGUUUUGACAUCAGAGCUUCUAAAUAAGCUUCAAAAGUUGAAGGAGUUGGAAGUAAGCAACCGAAAAUUGGAAGAAGAAAUUCAGCAAGUGCAAGGUGAAAAUCAGAACCUCAAUGAAUUAAACAGUUCUUCUGCCGUUUCAAUAAAAAGUUUGGAAGAGGAAAUUUUCGGCUUGAAGGAACUGAAAGAAAAACUUGAAAAUGAGGUCGCAGUACAAAGUGAACGAAGUAAUAUACUCCAGCAAGAGGUUGACAAAUUGAAGGAUGAAAUCGAGGUGUUGAGUAACGCAUACCAGGCAUUAAUUCAGCAGCUGUUGUAUGUAGGUUUAAAUCCGGAAUGUCUAGAAUCAUUGUUGAAGGAGUUGCAAGACGAGAACUCAAAGCUGAAGAAAGAAUGCGGCAAACAAAGAGGUGAGACCGAGGUUCUUUAUGAGAGACUGAGAGGCAUGGAUGACCUUUCGGAGAAAAAUGCUGUUUUGAGAAGUUCACUGUCGGUAUUGAAUGGCAAAUUGGAAGGGUCGAGGGAGCUUGUUGAGGAAUUACAGAAGUCGCGUGAACUUCUUCGAGGAGAAAAAUCUUCGCUUGAUGCUGAGAAAUCCACCCUUCUUUCUCAAUUACAGAAAAUGACCGAGAAUAUGCAGAAGCUCUUGGAGAAAAACACAGUGCUGGAAAAUUCCCUUUCUUGUGCUAAUAUUGAGCUCGAAGGUUUGAGAUCAAAGUCAAAGACCUUAGAAGAAUUCUGCCAUUAUCUCAGAAACGAGAAAUCCAAUAUUGCAGGUGAAAGAGAGAGCCUGAUCUUGAAGCUAGAGACUGUUGAAAAGAGGCUAUGCAUCCUGGAAUUCCGAUUUGAUAAACUGGAGGAAAAAUAUUCUGACCAGGAGAAGGAGAAAGUAUCUACACUCUCUCAGGUGGAGCACUUACAUGAUUCCCUCGGUGUGGAACAACAAGAGCACGCCUGUUAUGUUCAGUCAAGUGAAUCUCGGUUAGCAGAUCUCAAAAACCAUGUCCAUCUACUGCAAGAAGAAAGUAGGUUCCGAAAGGAGUUUGAAGAAGAGAUUGAUAAAGCUGUCAAGGCUCAGGUUGAGAUCUUCAUCUUCCAAAAAAUCGUAAAAGAUCUUGAGGAAAAAAACUUGUCUCUGUUGAUUGAAUGUCAGAAACAUGUUGAGACAUCCAAAUUGUCGGAUAAACUGAUCAGGGAGAUGGAGAGUGAAAGUCUUGAGCAGCAGAUAGAAGGCGAAUUCCUAUUGGAUGAAAUCGAAAAACUAAGAUCCGGGAUUUAUUUAGUUUUCAAGGCUCUUCAGUUUGAUCCUGUUAACGGUCAUCGGGACGUGUUUGAAUCAGAUCAAGUUCCCUUUUCACGCAUUCUGGAUAAUGUUGAAGACCUAAAGAGUUCACUAUCGAUAAACCAUGAGGAAAAGCAACGGCUGGUUGUUGAGAACUCUGUUCUGUUAACUUUGAUUGGACAACUUAAAUUUGAGGGCAGUGAACUUGUGUCAGAGAACCAAGCCCUUGAGUGUAAGGUUGAGAUCAUGGAAAAGCAGAAUGCAAUGCACCAGAAAGACAAUCAGGAGCUUCUAGAGAUGAAUCGGCGGUUGAUGCUGGAAGUGCGUGAUGGGAACUUGGAGAAAGAAAUAUUAACUGCCGAAUUGGAGAUUGAACGUGGACAGUUGAUGAGCAUGCAUGGAACUUGCUUACUACUAGAGGAGGAAAAUUCCCAGCAGCUCGAAGAAAACAGGCUUUUUCUCGAGAAAAUUUCGGACCUGAUAGAGGAUAUCCGUAUUCUUGAAGACCAGAACAGUAUUCCCCUGCAAGAAGUAGUAGCCCUUAGCAGUCUUUCUGUUGUUUUUGAGACCUUUGGUGCUGAGAAAACAGUUGAAAUUGCAAAAUUGGAGGAGAAGUUGGACAAGAAAGAAGCUGAAAUUUCGGAUUUGAAUGAAACCGUUGAAAAGCUGCACAAGGAGCUAUAUGCUGUCAAAGAUUUAAACGACCAAUUAAACUAUCAACUAGUUAUUGGUAAUGAUUUGCUAAGACAGAAGACAGUCGAGCUUUCGGAAGCCGAUGAAAAACUUCAGGCUGCACAUGAAUUGAAUGCAGAACUGUACCAGACCCUUGAGGAACUGAAGAUGGAAUGUGAGGAAUCUAAAAGGAUUCGAGUAAAUUUAGAGAAACGGAUUUGUGAACUAUCCGAAGAUAGCAAAGAGCAGAAAAUGGAAAUUGAACACCUUCGUGAAGAAAAUGACGAUUUGAGUUCUGAAGUUGUUACAUUACGGAAGGAAAUUGAAGAACAGAAGAUGCAUGGAGAAAACCUGAGCCUAGAGCUGCAAGAAAAAAGCAACGAGUUCGAGCUGUGGGAGGCUGAGGCUGCAUCAUUUUACUUUGAUUUCCAUGCUUCUGCCAUCUCCGAAGUUCUACUCGAAAACAAAGUACGCGAGCUUACUGAAGUUUGCGGGACUCUUGAAGAAGAAAAUGCUGCAAAAAGCGAUCAAAUAGGACAUAUGAAGGAAACGGUCGAGUUCUUGGAAACUGAAAUCGGAGGGUUGAAGGUCCAGAUGUCUGCAUAUGUUCCGGUCAUAGCUUCACUGAGAGACGGUAUAACGUCCCUUGAGCAUAAUGUCCUUAUUCAGCCAAAGCUUUGUGUUCCAAGUGAUGAUGAAGAAAAGGAUGUAGAAAUGGCAGAUGAACUUCAUGAAAUGAGCUCUGAGAAACUUGAAGAAGGACAAAGUGCUUUUCUGACGGCUGGGAUUUCGGACUUGCAGGAGAUGCACACUAGGCUUAAAGCAGUUGAAAAGGCAGUGGUGGAAGAGAUGAGCAGGCUUAUGAAGCAAAAAAGUAAUCAAAACAGCCAUGAAACAGAUGCUCCAUCUAAUGGCAUCGAGCCCCCACGUCAAGAAACGAAGAAAGGUAUGCAAGUCGGUGAUGAGCUUGCUCGGAAUCUCAAGGCAAAGAAGACGAAACCUGGGAUUACUGAAACUAGAAAUUGGAUGUUGUUGAAAGAUAUUCCCCUUGAUGAAGUCUCAGAUUCUUCGUUAUGCAGAAGGAGCAAGAGAGAGACAGGCACGGCUGAUGAUCCAAUGCUCGAGCAAUGGGGGUCUUCGGAGUAUGAAUGCGGUGUUGAUUCACAACUCAAUGACAUGCAAGAACGGGCGAUGGUGCCUGGGGAGAUCGUUGCUUCUCAUCAGUUUAGUGAUGUAGACCAGAAAACCGAUAGUUCUUUGGGAACACCGGUGGACAAGGAGCCGAGCAUUGAUAAGCUUGAGAUUUCAACCAGCAUUAGAGAGCCUAAGAAUGGAGCAAAAAGCAAAAAGGUCUUAGACAGACUUGCUUCCGAUGCUCAUAAAUUGAUGAGUCUCCGAACUAACGUCAAACAGCUGAAGAAGAGAAUGGAGGUCAAGAAGAGGAAGAAAGCUUUUGAUUUAGAGUACGCACAAGUUAAAGAGCAAUUGCAGGAGGUGGAGGAUGCAAUCACGGAGUUGCUGAAUGACAACAGUGAAUCGGUCAAGGAUAUUAAAGGGAGUUCUUCACCUUUCCAUGGGACAAACACAACCGAUUUGGAAGAACCCGGAGAUGGUGACUUGAAGAAAGUGCGAGAGCGGGCACAAAAAGGGUCUGAAAAGAUUGAAAGGCUUCAGUUCGAGGUCCAGAGCAUAGAAUAUGUUAUGCUGAAACUCGAAGAUGAAAGGAAGAGCAAAGGGAAAACCCGAACGGGUGUCCUCUUGAAGGACUUCAUCUACAGCGGCGGAAGAUGGAGCGGAAGGCGAAAGAAGCCUUGUUUUUGUGGGUGUACAAGACAUUCUAGCAGUGUAGACUGAGGCUACCAUUCACAAACACAGAAAAGCUUGUUGUUCCCAUGGAAAUUUCCUGGUAUGAUUAUGCUUAGUAUCUAGCUUUUAGAACAAUGUAGGAAUUAGUCCUCUGAUGUAAUCAGUUAAUAAGCUGCGUCCAGGCACUUCUCUUUUCGAGUAUUCUCAAACUAGUACAACUUCCUUGUACAUAUAUCCACAAAACCCCAAUCCCCACAGUUGAGCU
Hibiscus syriacus is the source of this 6050-nucleotide messenger RNA. RefSeq names its product protein NETWORKED 1A-like. Lineage: Eukaryota; Viridiplantae; Streptophyta; Magnoliopsida; Malvales; Malvaceae. The transcript is spliced from 5 exons. Gene Ontology annotation, molecular function: actin filament binding. The coding region runs from base 452 to 5833 and encodes 1793 amino acids. The record is from RefSeq and is a predicted model, not a curated record. Gene Ontology annotation, cellular component: plasma membrane.